This is a messenger RNA of Caenorhabditis elegans, 1284 nucleotides long. It is a transcript of the gene clec-57, whose product is annotated as C-type LECtin. The record is from RefSeq and is marked reviewed. NCBI's taxonomy places the organism in Eukaryota, Metazoa, Nematoda, Chromadorea, Rhabditida, Rhabditidae. Gene Ontology annotation, molecular function: carbohydrate binding.
UGUGACUCCUAUGAUUCUUCUCCCCAUUUUCCUGCUUUUCAGCAUUAUUGGACUUUCAGCUGCAAGUGAAUGUCCGUCGGGAUGGAUCUUCAAUCCAAGUACAACAGAAUGUUAUUACUUUUCAACAAAACUCUACACAUUCGAUGAAUCCGUUCAGUUCUGUAGCUCAAUCGGUGGAAAAUCUGUAUCAAUUGAUACUUAUGCUGAAAGAGAUGCACUUGUUGCAAUGACAAAUACAACAAUGUUACAGCCAUGGCUCGGAAGUAGAAGAAAUACAACUAAUAACCAAUUUUAUAAUAUUGAUCAUAGCUAUUUUUAUUCCUUUAUGUGGACUAAAAACGAGCCAAGUGUAAACGGUGAUUGCGUGACUUUCAAAGGAGCAACUCCAUUUGGACUACAAGUCACACAGUGCUACCAAUUCCAGCCAGCGUUUUGCAAACAGACUCCUGCACUCUGCAAUGGCGGAGUUUUCGGUGGUUCAGACAAGUGGACAGGAACUAUUCAAUCUCCAGGAUAUCCAGUACAGUACUACAAUAAUCUCAAUUGCAAUUACCUUAUCAUUUCCCCGAACAAUACGUUCAUCACAAUUCUAUUCUCCCCAUUUUUGGUUGAAGAAUGGUAUGAUCUCGUGGAUGUUUUUGAUGGUAACUCGACAAAUUAUGUUGACCAUAUUGGACAAGUAUCUUCAUACAAUUUGGCUCGGGGAUUUGAAUCGUCUACAAACAUGAUGACUGUUCGAUUCAAGACAAAUUACGAUAUUACCGAUAAAGGAUGGUUGGCCACGUGGAAAGCAAAGAAGGAUAUGCCAGUUAUAAGUCAAAGUGGAUCAAAUGGGACAAUGGUUUCACCCAACUAUCCAUUAACCUAUGAUUCAUACGAUGAACAAGUCUAUCAAAUAAGUGUUGCCUGGGGAAUGCAGGUCAAUUUAACAAUUGAUGUAUUUCGAACGGAGAACAAAUAUGAUUAUUUAAAUAUUUAUAACAGCACCACACAGUCGAAUAGUACUCUUGUAACAACAUUAUCCGGACAAUCCGUAGCUCCAUUCAACUACAUUUCUCCAAGAAGCUACAUGUCAAUGAAAUUUGUAUCUGAUGGAUCACUUCAAUACACCGGAUGGCACGCAUUUUGGAGCAUUUGCUAAUUGAAAUUAUUUAGAACCAAAUUCAAUCUUCCAACUUGAUCUUAAUACCACCAGUGAUCAGUUACAUUUGUAGUCUGAAAAUGUGCUCUAGAAAUUAACACUGACGCAAACAGUGUGCAUGUAAUAAAUAUCUAAUUUGUCUC